Molecule: messenger RNA, 1950 nt
Organism: Rubroshorea leprosula
Lineage: Eukaryota; Viridiplantae; Streptophyta; Magnoliopsida; Malvales; Dipterocarpaceae
Source: the annotation of a GenBank genome assembly
ACUCUUCCUUCUUCACCUUUAUAUCAUCCUUGCUCGGAAUUUGAUCUUCUGAACAUAAUCUAGCGUUGCUUCAAUUUUCUUUCUUGAACAAUAUAUUUCAGGAAUCUUGGAUCUUGGUGCAUACUGUAAAUGGAAAAGUAUACGGAUUUGGAGCUGCGGUGGGAUCGGAAUGACCUACCAUAUGUGGAUUUGAAUCAGUGGAGCCCUUGGGAUGACCUACCAGAAGAGAAAGAUAUCUUUAAGCAGCUCCAGAGCCAUCUCAAUCCUUCCUUAUCUCCUGAAUUGCAGCUCUUUCCAGGAGAGGAAAUACUUCGUUUCUAUGUGAAGAAACUUCGCACUAGACCCUCGGUUCAUCCACUACCCAAAUUGGUCAAGCAUAGCGACGCUUCCGUUAGUGAGGAUGUCCUCGGAGAGAGAAAUACAGCGUCAAAUUGGAUUGCUACAACUUAUUUUGCUGUAAAUAUCAGAGAAACAAAAACAAAAACAGCUUAUGAUGAUGGAUACUGGUGGAAAAAAUAUGAGCAGAAAGCUAUUGCUGGUUCCAUAUAUCCAAGGGAAUUUUUUAGGUGUAAACACCAUAGGUCCGAGGGAUGUACGGCCCGUAAGCAAGUUCAGAGAUUGGACGAAGAUCCCACACUCUUUAAGGUCAUCCAUCUGAGAAGCCAUACGUGUAAACAAUUCUCCGAUUUGUAUACUGGCGAAGCUGCGGACACCACCGAGGAUGACUCAUCCGAUUAUAGAGUUUUCUCCCGAAAUAUAGAGGCAGCGUUAAUGUGGACUAUUGCUCGUCUUGAUGGAUACAGCUGGAGAAAAAUUGCGCAGAGUGAAGAUCUUGGUUUCAAAUAUCCAACGAUAAGUGGAUAUUUUCGUUGUCCCAACAAUGAAUCUGAGGGUUGUCUGGCCCGUAAAUGUGUUGAGAGAUCGGACAGAGGUCGCGCACUCUUUAAGGUCACCCAUCUGGGAGAACAUACGUGUAAACAACUCCCCCGUUUGGCUACCUACGAGGCUGCUUCCGAUUAUAAAAAAGUCUCCAGAAAGACGAUAUAUUAUAGGUGCAUCAACCAUCUUUCUAAGGGAUGUCCAGCCAUUAAGCAAGUCCAGAGAUCGAACGGUGACCCCUCAAUCGUUGAGGUCACCUAUGAGGGAAGACAUACGUGUGAACAAUCCUCAUUGCAGUUGCCCCAGCCGGCCGAAGCAGAGUCUGCAGAGAAGCCAGAGAACACUAGGCUAGUCCAGAGAUCGAGAUCGAACGGUGACCCCUCAAUCUCUGAGGUCACCGAUUGGGAAAGACGUACGUGUGUACAAUCCUCAUCACAUUUGCGCCCGCCGAUGGGAGCAGAGUCUGAAGUGAAGCCAGAGAAAUCAAAGAUGGUUUCUUUCGUGCGGAUCUUGCUCGUGGCCAACUUCGUCCUCGAGCUUUCUUCAGUUGUAUUUGACCAGCUUUCCUCUGUCCAUAAACCUCACUAUGCGCUGAUACUCAUGCUGCUGUCGUUUGCAUCCCUUGUUCCAUGCAUCGUUGAGCUUGUGUACCAAGGAAGAAAGAAAAGAGGCAGCAAGACACGGGGGAACAACAAUAGAAACUCCUUCAGCAACGUUGCUGAGAUUGUUGGAUUCACUUGUGCUAUCUGUCAGUCAAUCCUUACAACAACUAAUUAUGUUCUGCUUAUUAAACACAUCAAAAUCCAGAUCAAUAUUUCUGUAUGGCCUGUCAUUUUUGCCUUUGUCCUACUAUAUAUCGAACUUAUUGAUGGAACAGAUAAAUCGAAAGGGGAAAGUUCACAUGCUGAAGUAGGUCAAGUUUGAGGAACUUGUCAGCAAUGUAGAAUAGUUGUCAUUUGUGUAGUUUCUCACAUUUAUUUUUUUGUUCUUCAUCUUGUUAUAUGUAGAUAUAUUGUUUCUUGUAAUCAUUCAUCUUCUAUUUUAAAGUUAAGUACUGGAUUGGGUUUAUCA